AACAAUUAUCACAAACAAAACAAUAGUAAUUUAAAAAAGAUUUUGCAAAAAAUAUUGAUGAAAAUAAAAGUAUCUCCUAGUUUAGUACUAGGAGUAUUAUGUUUAGCUCUACUCCUUUUCUUAGGACUAAGUGAACAAUGUGGGCAACAAUGCAACACCACAAAUCAUACUAAUAACAAUGGUUUUGGUUCGCAAUUCAGGCCACGACCUCCUACACGAAGACCACCACCGCCUCCUACACGAAGACCACCACCGCCUCGUCCACCGCCUCCUACACGAAGACCACCACCGCCUCGUCCACCACCGCCUCGUCCACCGCCUCCUACCCCAAGACCACCACCGCCGCGUCCACCGCCUCCUACACCAAGACCACCACCGCCUCGUCCACCGCCUCCUACCCCAAGACCACCACCACCUCGUCCACCGCCUCCUACACCAAGACCACCACCGCCUCGUCCACCGCCUCCUACCCCAAGACCACCACCGCCUCGUCCACCGCCUCCUACACCAAGACCACCACCGCCUCGUCCACCGCCUCCUACCCCAAGACCACCACCGCCUCGUCCACCGCCACCGCCACCAACACCAAGGCCACCACCAUCACCCCCUCGUCCACCGCCGCCGCCACCAACACCAAGGCCACCACCACCACCCGGAACCCCAACACUUGCAGAAAUAUUCCCUGAACAAAUGUUCAAUAACUUCAUCAUAAACUUUAUGGAUCCUAAUUGUCCUGGUAGAUGGUUCUAUAAUUAUCAUGCUUUUAUGGCCGCAACAGAAGCAUUCCCUGAGUUUGGUAAUAUUGGGGAUGUUGUUACUAGAAAAAGAGAAAUCGCUGCUUUCUUUGGUCAAACCUCUCAUGAAACCUCUGGACUAGCGUCGAUCGUACAGCCUAGUGCAUUUAAUUCAGCAUAUUGCCUUAUAGAAGAAGAAUUCGGGCACGACUGGCUUCGACCGGAUUAUUGUGAACCAACUGAGCAAUGGGAGUGCGUUCCUUGGGUCCAAUACUUUGGCCGCGGACCGGUUCAACUCAGAUGGAAUUACAACUAUGGGGCAGCAGGUGAAGCACUAGACUUAGACCUACUAUCCAAUCCAGACUUAGUAGCACACGAUCCAACCGUUUCAUUCGAAACAGCACUAUGGUUUUGGAUGAGCCCACAAGGAAACAAGCCGUCAUCCCAUGAAGUAAUGACUGGUCAAUGGGUACCAUCUUUCGAUGAUAUAGUCGGGUUUAGAUUACCAGGAUAUGGUGUGGUCACAAACAUCUUUAAUGGAGGUGUUGAAUGUGGGAAUUAUUUCAAUCCUGAGCAUCAUCAUUUGCAAGAUAAUCGUAUCAACUUUUUUAAGAGAUAUUGUGAUCUUUUGGGUGUUGGAUAUGGCAACAAUAUUGACUGUUACUUCCAACACCCUUUUGAUAAUAAUUGGAAUUUGGUUAAGAACAAUUAUCGUAAUCAAACACAACCUGCAUUAAUGGCGGCCAGCUGAUCUUAGUAUGUAAUAAAUAAAUAGUACGUACGUAUAACGUACUAAAUGCAUGCAGGAAUAAAUCAGUUGCAAAUAGCACUUAAUAUAUAUUAUUAAGAUAAAUAAAUAGGUGUAUGUAUCGUUGCACCGAAUCUGUUUUAUUUGUAAUAUUUACCAGCCACUUUAUUCGUUUUGCCCUCUUUAUGCAAGAUGAAGAAUGUUUAAUAUAUAAUAAAAAUAUGUGUUAUUAUUUUGUUAA
This is a messenger RNA of Amaranthus tricolor (Joseph's coat), 1723 nucleotides long. Its product is annotated as endochitinase-like. NCBI's taxonomy places the organism in Eukaryota, Viridiplantae, Streptophyta, Magnoliopsida, Caryophyllales, Amaranthaceae. The record is from RefSeq and is a predicted model, not a curated record. Gene Ontology annotation, molecular function: chitinase activity. The coding region runs from base 58 to 1485 and encodes 475 amino acids. The transcript has 3 exons. Gene Ontology annotation, biological process: cell wall macromolecule catabolic process; chitin catabolic process; defense response to fungus.